AAUUGCCCAGCUAUCGAUGAAUCAAUGAUAAAUGUCCAUCUGGUGCCACACAGCCAUAUCGAUGUUGGUUGGCUGAAAACCGUUGAUGAAUAUUACACAGGCGACAACCCCUCUAGUGUACCAACUGUUGGAUGCGUCCGCUGUACCUUGAACACAACGAUCACAGAGCUGCUCAAAGAUGCCACCAGAAGGUUUAUAUUUAUUGAAAUGAAGUACUUCUCUCGCUUCUGGGACGAGGCAGAUGGCAAACUUCGUGAGCAGAUCCGGCAACUUAUCAAGGAACGUCGCUUGGAGAUCGUCAACGGUGGGUGGGUGAUGAGUGACGCCGGAGUGACCAUGUACAACGAUAUCAUUGACCAACACACACUGGGGUUUGAUUUCAUCAGGGAUACCUUCGGCUCUUGUGCCCAGUCCAGAACAGGGUGGCAUGUUGACCAGUUCGGACACUCACGCGAGCACGCCUCGGUGUUCACUCAGAUGGGGUAUGACUCUCUCUUUAUUGGCCGUAUUGACUUUCAAGAUUUAGCGAAUCGAAAAUUGAAGCAACAUCUGGAACUCGUAUGGAAAACUAGUCCUCGAAAUUUGGGUGACCGGGCUACGCUUUUUGUACAGACCACAUACGAUGGCUAUUACGCACCAGCGGAAUACGUGUUUGACAAUAAGCAAAUACAAGUUGACCCUAACGUUCAGGAAAGAUCGGCGUACAAUCUUGUCAGGCUUCUACAGGAAAGG
This is a messenger RNA of Candidula unifasciata, 732 nucleotides long. NCBI's taxonomy places the organism in Eukaryota, Metazoa, Mollusca, Gastropoda, Stylommatophora, Geomitridae. The record is from the annotation of a GenBank genome assembly.